This is a messenger RNA of Klebsormidium nitens, 1248 nucleotides long. NCBI's taxonomy places the organism in Eukaryota, Viridiplantae, Streptophyta, Klebsormidiophyceae, Klebsormidiales, Klebsormidiaceae. The record is from the annotation of a GenBank genome assembly.
AUGACGAAGAAGAAACGAGUGACAUGCAGCAAUUGUGGAAAGAAGGGGCACAACAGGACGAGAUGCGUAGAGGAGGUCAUCCACGCAGUCCACGUCAACGAUUCUGGAAGCUCCUUCCAGGUGGACACUCCAUCGAUACCUCAGACGAAUGACCCUCCAGAGGGUCAGGAGGACCUGUCAAAAAAGGGGCACGACUAUGAUCAGCCAAGAUCGAAGCGGGCCAAACAGGAGAUGGAUAUUCAAAAGAUGAAGCCCGAAGCCCGUCCCCUCCAGCCCAAAGCGCAGACAAGACCAGCAGAGGCGGCCCAGGACGCGCAGGCAGAGUCGAGCUUGCAAAGCCCGGCGUCACUCGCGCGCCUCCACGAGGAGGCAAGCGCGCGCGCGGCUCAGCGCGCGGCGGAGCUGGCUGAGACGGCCCUGGCCGAGGAGAUGGAGAAGCGCCACGUGGUUGAGGCACAACUCGAAGCCGCAACGGCCAAGCGUGCGGAGGCGGACGCGAGCUUUGCGCAUAAGGAGGCGCAGCUCAAGGAGCGGUUGGCAGCGGCAGAGGCCGCUCGCGCAGGCCUGGAUUCGAGGCUGAAAGAGGCUCAGUGGCUCGUGGAGGAAAACACGCGCGCAGAGGAAGAGGCGAAAGCUGAGCUGCGGCUAUUGAUGGAGUCGGGCGAAGCGGCCCGGGAGCGGAAAGCUGCGGAGGCGCCCGAGCUGCAGCAAGGGUUCGGGAAGCCAGAGCCUGCAGGGUCCGACUCAGCGCUGUGGAGAUCAAAAGGGGCGAUACAGAGGCAGUGCACGCCGAAGGGGCGGAGUUGCGCGGGCCGGCAGAGGCCGAAAAGCAACUCAAGACAGAGCAGGCAGGGGAGCACCCGGACAACGGAGGCGGCGGCUGCUCGAAUGUUCGAGGACCGCAAGGUCGUCCUUCCAGAAUGGUACUACGAAGGUCACGAAGAGGAGGCGUACCGCGAGUUCGGCUACCUGUUGCGGGAUAUGACUCUGGAUGACGCAAUCAGGGAGGCGCUCGAGGCGCUCUCACACAUUGAGAAGGAAGUGAAGAGGGCUUCUCCGGAUCUGAGAAUCAUCAUCGAGACGAAGGACUUUAGGAAGGGUUACGAACGGUUCUUGGAGGAUAGGCCUGAUUACAUGAAAGAGAACUGGGAUGUUACGGUCAUCCGCACUCCCAUGUUGAUGGACUGGGACGGUGACUUUGACGUUUGCUGCGCUGGUCAGCACUCACCGGAUGCCAGUAUCGAAUGA